AUGGAGGUACGCGUAUUAGGAAAGUUUAUUCCCUUUGGCGAGCAGCAUAACAGGCGUGAAGACUCCAUUGGCGCAUGUAAACAAAAUCAACAACCAAUUUUUUUACAUAAACGGGCAACGAAAAAAAAUAUAUCCGAUAGUGCUAAUUUCAACUAUCGACUUUACGGGAGUUUUGAUCGUUCUGCGAAAGAAUCAAAUUACAAUGGAAACGUCGAUGAGGAACUUUUUGUUGAAGACAACCUCGUCAUUUGGAGUAGAGGCAACAUCUUGCAAAAGAGUUUCAGAUUCACGGAGCCUGUCCUUCAGGCUUUGUUUGUCUGGUUCGACGCGACAGAAACAUGUGGGAAAGGGUUAGAAUCAAAAAUCACGAGUAGGCACGAUAGGCAGAGAGCGCUGUUUGUUCUUCUCGAAGAUUACGCAAAGGUGUAUUUCCCAGACGGUCAAAAUUUCCUAAUUAGGGUUCCUUCACCUGUAAGACGCGCGUGGGCAAUGGACGUUGGUGUUAUUCUUCAAUGUGUGGUUGGUGAUGGUUCUUAUCAAAAUGUGUCUGAUUUCCCAUCAGGUUCCUUACCUACACUUUAUAGCCUUUUGGAUCCACUAGAGGAAAUAAAACCCUUAACGAUUGCAGAAAAAAUUACGAUUGAUGGAUCGAAGAUGAAUACGAGAGGGAAAACGCGCUCGUUUGCAGAUACUGACGAAGUAGUGAUCUUUGUUAAUGAUCGUGGAGGAGAGGGGAAUUCCAUCUUGGUCACCUUGAAUCGUUUAACUUUACGUCAUUCGAUAUACAAAUAUAUUAUCAACAAAAAAGAAAACAAUCUAAAGACGCGGUCCGAUAACUUUAAUAUACCUUUGACAUUCAUACGUAGUCGAAGUAAUUCGAAUGCUCGGGUUGAUGCACUUCAAAACUUUGACGGUAGAAUUUCAAGUGGAAUCGAAGAUUCUUUCCAGAGUGGAGAAGGACGGAAUUCAUAUCAAAGUUUAGAUAGAUUCUUGUACUCCGAUCAUGAUGAAAUAUUCAAUGAUUUGAGAAUUAAAUUGGAUUCCGACAGUGACGUGUUCUUGGAGUUGAUUUGGACAGAAUCUAUAGCCAAAAUUGAAAGAUUCGAAGCGAGCGAUGUGUUCAUUGCUCAUGAUUAUGAUGGACACGAAAUUUUGUGCAUAUUUUCCAAAGAAUCAAAGGAUUUCAUGGCUUUGGACGUUUGUGCAAAUUCCCAUGAUCUACAAAUAUAUGCAAAGUUUGAAUUUAAAAUUGGGGCUGCCGCUCCUGUGAUAGCCACAAGGUCACACCUAUACGACAUAUUAUUUGUAAAGGAAGUAGGGAAAGUUUCGACGCUGGAACUCUGGAUUGGAUACGGGAAACUUAUUCCUUUAAACCUUGAUUACGAUGCGAUUAAAUAUGGACUCGAAUUUUGCGGCAGCAGGGAAGAAUCGACGAGAAAAGAUGCUCACAUUCCACAGGAGGCUUUUUCCCAUCAACUAUUUCGCAAAUACCUGAUAUCCACUCCAACCUAUUUUCAUUCGAAUGCACCUAUAAUAGGGUUGAGAGAUUAUGUUCACAAUCGGCUAAAUUUUGUCUUUUCGAACACCAUUGUGAGAGUCAGCUUAAACUUUAUUCCAAAUUCCAAGCUCGCCCGCUCUUGUUUGGAAGCUCUUAGUUACGUGCUACCGACGGAUUUAUAUUUUGAUUUCAAAGCACAAUAUAUGUCGUUUCAGUAUGGUGGUGACGGCAAGUUUUCGGACCUGCGAAGAGGAACGGAGUGGGAAAAUUUCGUCACCGUAUUAUUUUCAUUCCUUCAUUUGUCUGGGCAAAAUUUACCGGACCAUAGAUAUCAGGAAUCCCUUGAUGAAUCUGAAAAAAGCGAUUGGGAUUUUAUGUUAUCAUCUACUAAACACGCGAAAUUUAAUUUCAACACCCAUUAUCAAUGCUUGCGUCCCUCAAUAACUACUGAAAACUGCUCAAUUAUCAAGUUGUUUGAAAAGUCUCGAAGGCUCUAUUAUGCUUAUUUUGCAUUUUAUCAUAGAUUAGAAAAAAAGUUUAUUAGUUUUCUACCUAGCAUCCUUUUAUCACUUCAUUUGGUUUAUCAAGAUUUGAAGUUAGAUACUUUGUUGCAAAAAUUUAUCAACGAUCUUGUUCCAUUGUUGAUCCAGUUGGCAUAUUUUCUCGGUUGGGAUAGGUAUAUUGAUUAUUAUCAACGAGACUAUGGGAUGAAUCAGAUAUUCCGAUUUGAAAAAGUCGUCAUCACCGAAUCAAAGUUACCUAACGAUCAUCCUUUGUUCACGCCACCGGAUAUUUUUCAGUGGAUUUUGGAAUGUAUCCGGCAUGGAAUGAGAAAAAACCAAUGUUUUCUCGAUGUGAAGGAUAUUUCCAAAAUCUUUUCGGUUUCGAAAAUUGAAGAAAAGUUGAUUCACGAUUUUGAUUGUUGCUCAAGAACUCGUAAGAUAAACUCGAUCUACAAAGCAUUAAUUAACGAAGGGGAAAGGUCCAUGAUCCUCGAGAUGGUCAAAGUCGGAUAUUCAAUUAAAUAUAUUGAUUCUUUGCCGUUUGGGGUCGCAAUUCCUUUGCGUGAAGCGAUAAGAAAGUGUCGGGAAGAACCGCCUUCAAAUUGGCCCGGUGAAGCUUACAUUUUAGUUGGUCGGGAAGAUUUGGCCGAAUUAUCAUGCGGCAUUCCGGUUGGGUACAUUCACACCCGUGUUAACAAGAUGGAAUCGAAGCCGCGCGACAUCCUGCAAAUUGUUGAACCAACGAACUCGGCUUCAACAUCAACGUCACAAGAUCAGCAGCAAGAUAACACCGGAACCGAGAUUUCAAAUCGUGAAGUCUCUGAUUUAAGAUUUGGAAACGACAAAAGAUUAAUUGAGGUGCAGCGACUUUUGCAAUCCUGUAAUGUGGUAAAAGCCGAUAUGCCUAUGUCGGAUUUGGGUGUUCAGAACGAAGAAAGUUCACCCCAGAUGCUUGAGAAAGUUCAGGUACAAUGUUUGAAAAAUUUUUCACAACCUGUUGGUCGAGGGAUAUUGACUUAUGGUACCGCGACACCGAUUGCCACCGAACCGUUCCCCAUACCUGGCUUCAGCACAUCCAUUAAGGUAUCACCAUUUAAUUCAUCGAUAGAAGUCGGACGAGCAAUUCGCUUGCCAGAAAGUAUUGAAUGGCCGGAAUUUCAUGAUGGUGUGGCGGCCGGUUUACGGAUUCCUUCAACAAUCACUAUCGAAGGAUCGUGGAUUUCGCUUAAUAAACCCAAAGAUCUUAACAACAGUCACGCGGGAUUUCUUUUGGGGUUAGGUUUGAAUGGGCAUUUGAGAUCCAUGGCAACAUGGCAAGCUGUCGAUUAUCUGAUGAAGACACCCAAGCACGAUAUUACGACCAUUGCUCUGGUACUUGGUCUUCCGGCUUCAUAUAUCGGAACGAUGAAUACUGAAAUCACAAAAUUCGUGGCGGUCCACGUGACGGCCAUGUUUCCUCCGAAAUCGACCAGUUUAAAUGUAUCACCUCUCGUGCAAACCGCCUCAAUACUCGGUUGUGGAUUGCUUUAUAUGGAAACCUGCAACAGGUAUAUGUCACAGAUAAUGCUUGCGGAAAUCUCAACGAGGGCAUUGAAGACUUCCGAUAGUUCUGAAACCGAUUUCACUGAAGGAUACUCACUCGCCGCUGGAUUGGCGCUGGGUCUAAUAAAUUUAGGUCACGGUGACAAUGCAUGCGAGUCCAUUGACCUGGAUUUAUUUAAAGAACUGCGGUUGUAUAUCGACAGCGGUAGGGGCUCCGCAAAGAAACCAUUAUCCGUCAAUGAAAGUGACGUAAACAUCACGUCUCCGGGUGCAACAAUUGCUCUCGGAUUUUUGUAUCUGAAAACCGGUAAGGUUAGUGUGGCAAAUAAAAUUUCGAUACCCGAAGCCGAAUUCUUUUUGGAUUAUAUGCGGCCCGAUUUCCUUUUGGUCAGAACACUUGCGAAGAAUUUGAUAAUGUGGGAUAAUAUUCAGUCUACACAAAGUUGGGUUGAAAAUCACAUACCUCAAUAUAUGAAAAGGAAAUUGACUCGCAGUCGUGAACUCGAUUGUGAAAAUUUGGAAUCCAUCAGGAGAUCAUAUUAUUACAUUUUGGCCGGGGCAUGCCUCAGCAUGUCAUUAAAAUAUGCUGGAUCCGCGGACAAAAGUGCGCUCAAGUGUUUGUUGUAUUAUUUGGAUUUAUUUAUGGGACUCGAGAGUGGAAGAUCGAUAGCUCCCACCUUCGACGAAAACAUCACACUAUCUGCCAUCAAAAUUUGCUUAAACGUUUUGGCAACAUGCACGUCUAUUGUUGCUGCGGGUACCGGAAAUCUCGAGGUUUUGCGACGAAUACGUAAACUUCAUAAGCAAGAAACUGACACUACCAACUCAAGCUCCAUAUCUCGUUCUUAUGGGACUCACAUGAUGACAAGCAUGGCGUUGGGUUUCUUGUUUCUUGGCGGCGGAAAUUUCACCCUUUCAACGUCGAACAAGGCAAUUGCCGGUUUGGUUUGUUCAUUGUUUCCAAGAUAUCCGAUUGAAACUUAUGAUAAUCGUGCGCACUUGCAAGCUUUCAGACAUUUAUGGGUAUUGGCCGUUGAGCCAAGAUGCUUGGUGUUGAGGGAUAUUGAGACAAGGGAGGUCUGCCAUGUACCUGUGAAGAUUGUUUUUAAGGAUUUGUAUAAUGCAGAAGUAGUAACAAAUGCCGAUGGUGGGAAGGGUCUUCAAUCCAAGGUAUUGGCCUGUAAGAUUAGAAUUCGGAAAAAACGCGGAAUUCGACCAAAGGUUUUGGAAAAAUUCGACCCUACACGUAAAAAGAAAGAUUGGACAUUUAACCUAUGCAGAGGUUUAAGAAAUUUGUUUACACGAAUUUUUCCCGGUGGCAAACCCUUGUUAAGUACGGUUAAUGGUCAGAAGAAGCUUGAUUUUAUUGGAAUAUUUUCGUCCGAUCCACAAGUUCAGGCAUUCUCCCGGUAUCUUUGUGAAGAUUUUAGCGUCAAUGCUGACGGUGGCGAUAAGGAUUUAGUUACGUUCUGUAACGUCAUACUUUCCGAAUGUUUGAAUGCGGAUAAGGUUGAAGCGAUUCAAAUUUAUUUGAAACUCUAUCAAAUCCAGAAGAGUCUGGAAAGAAUAAGUGGAUUGGAUCUAUGGAACAUUAUGUUGACUCUCGAGUAUUACAAAAAUGCAUCGAAGAUUGAACGUCGUGACAGACGUCAGAAGGACGAGUUUCUUAUAAAACAAGAGUAUAUCUCUUCCUUGAGGGCGGUAUUGGAUCGAUUUUUCGAGGUUCCAUCAUUCAUCACAGGCUCCGGUUCUGCUGUUGCUUCAUCGAAUGAUGAGUACUUCGUGAGUUUAUUAAGGUCGUACUUUACCAAUUUCGAAUUUCCAUCGGCAGAGCGACUUGGAGGCGAAGGGAAUAGAGAUAGGUUUUUAAAGUAUUUAACAUCAUGGCUUAUUUAUUAUGAAGUACCCGAUAAAUACAUUUUGCUGAACGUGACAGGACAUGUUAGGGAAUUAAAGAGAAAGUUGAGUUUAGAAAAGGUCAAUGAUGCGACGGCGGUAGACGCGACAUUACAAGUCCUUUCAACUUUGUGGCCAAAUCUUUCUAAUAACACUUUGAGAGCCAUCCUUUAUUGUAUGGCAUAA
This is a messenger RNA of Acaulospora colombiana, 5625 nucleotides long. The record is from the annotation of a GenBank genome assembly. NCBI's taxonomy places the organism in Eukaryota, Fungi, Glomeromycota, Glomeromycetes, Diversisporales, Acaulosporaceae.